This is a messenger RNA of Cooperia oncophora, 258 nucleotides long. The record is from the annotation of a GenBank genome assembly. NCBI's taxonomy places the organism in Eukaryota, Metazoa, Nematoda, Chromadorea, Rhabditida, Trichostrongylidae.
AUGUUGACAAUAAGUAUGAGAAAAAUAAUUGAGCUUCGGUCUGAAGGAGCCGCGAAGGAUUCCUGGAUCGAUGUCGGUAACGUAGAUAGUCACGUUCGAGCCACAACUCUCAAGGAUCUUGCUCCUAAUAAGAGGUACCAAUUCCGCGUCAAACUUCUCAAGGACGACAGUUCUGUGGUGCAAAGUCACGCAACUUCGUGGAUGAGUGUCGAUCUGCCAACUGAUGAUAUACUUCCCGUGACGCCUCUCGUAAAUUAA